Anopheles arabiensis is the source of this 2032-nucleotide messenger RNA. RefSeq names its product 17-beta-hydroxysteroid dehydrogenase 13-like. Gene Ontology annotation, molecular function: oxidoreductase activity, acting on the CH-OH group of donors, NAD or NADP as acceptor. The record is from RefSeq and is a predicted model, not a curated record. The transcript is spliced from 5 exons. Bases 413 to 1462 code for a protein of 349 amino acids. Lineage: Eukaryota; Metazoa; Arthropoda; Insecta; Diptera; Culicidae. Gene Ontology annotation, cellular component: lipid droplet.
AACUCAUCGAAGGUCAUCCAUACCUACAACAUUCCACGGGGAGGCUUUGCAGCGCCGUGAACCGUUCACUCCAUUUGGCGCCUGGCACGCACUGGUCGCAAUGCAUGCAAGGCCCGGCCCGCCACCGGUUCGAGUGUGAAGGAGAUGAAACGAUUGCCACAAAACCGGUGCUCAGGCAAAGACGCGCGCAUGUUCAAUGCUGAGAGAUCUUUUUGUGUUUCAUGUGUGGUGCGCCACCAAACCGUCUCGGCGGGGAUAUGCUCCAUUUGGUGGGUUCAGUUUAAGUGAAGGAGACCCACGAACACGUUUAGCUCGUAGCUAGUGCCGUCAGUUGUGCUACGGAGUGCUCGGUGAACAGAUCGGUUUUAUGCAUUGGUGUGUUUUAAGCUAAGCCUGAUCGUGCUGAACGGAUAUGGCCACCGAAGUGCCCUACUUUACGAACGCCGAAAAUGGCUACGUCCCGGCCAAGUUGGCCCACCGAAGCGCGGCCAGUAGCCAGCCGCUUCGAUUGCUUCGUUUCGUCGUUAACCAUGUCAUACCGGACACGGUAAAGUUCCUGCUGCAGCUGAUCCCACUCGCGCUCAGCGGUCUGGUUGGGCUCGUGCUGCCGAGCAAGAAGAAAUCAAUCCACGGCCACACCGCCCUCGUUACCGGCGGUGCAAACGGUUUGGGGCGGGCGCUAUGCCUUCGAUUGGCCCGGGAAGGCUGCCAGGUAGCCGUGGUCGAUAUCGAUCUGGCCGGAGCGCAACGGACCGUAGAAGACGUGCGCGCGCUCGGCGUGAAGGCGGAAGCUUUUCUGGCCGAUAUUGCCAACUACGAGGCGGUAGAACGGUUGCGGCUGGAGGUUGAAUCCAAGCUUGGCCCAGUGGACGUGCUGGUCAACAAUGCUGGCCUGCUGGCGGUGCUUUCGCUCAGCGAAGGCAAACCGGCCGACCUGGAGCGCAUCGUUAAUGUUAAUCUACUGUCGCAUUUCUGGACCAUCCGCACGUUCAUCGAUGGAAUGAAGCAGCGCCAGCGAGGACACAUUCUUGCCGUCAGCUCAAUACUGGGUUGUUUACCAAUGCCGCGGACCGUCUCCUACGUUGCUACCAAGUUUGCAAUACGCGGGAUGAUGCAGGCAUUACAGCGCGAGCUAACGAUGGAUGGUUUCGGGGAGAAAAUUGUAGCCACUACCCUAUUUCCAACCUUCAUCGCCACCAGAAAGGAACUAAUGGAUCUGUUGAGCGAAUUAAGCUUGGACGAAAAGCUGGCCAUUCUGACGCCUGAAAAUGUGGCAGACUCUGCUAUCGAAGGAAUGUUAAGGGGACAGGUCGACGUCUAUGCCGCACCAUUUUUCAUCCGGUUAUUCAUGUAUCUAAGCGGAAUACUUCCUUAUGCACUAACCAGUUUACUGAUUCAAACAAUAAUGGGAAAAGUUCCAACGCUGAUGGACAGGACCAAGAAAAAUUCGAGCGCAGAAUGAGAAAAUUUCAAAGUAUUUCCAAGAAUGAUAGUUGGCGUCAACAACAAUCAACGUUUUCGAAAUGUGAGGUGUUUCCUUUACGAAAUGUAGAGUUCCUGAAAAUCAAUUUUCUUAUCGAAAGAAAACAAAACAAACGCCUGUUUGAUCGGUGACACAGUACAUUUGUAUAAUAUAAUCGUGGGUUAAGACACACCGUCCAAUAGAGUUGCGCCGUAUAGCCAACAUCGAAGAUAAUCGAUGAAAAGUCCGUACUAAAAAAAAUCUGUUGCACGGCAAUUUUGUUUACGUUAAGUGUCUUGGACAUUGAACCCAUGACGGGCAUGUUUUUAAGAGAUAUUGAAACUACUUCAUACAUAAACUACUCACAGGCUGAUCGACACUGAGACUGAAAACAUUUCAAGUAUAAAAUUUAGGUUAUAAACACUGACUUUUGCCCAAUUUGAAUAGUUUGAAACAUUCUACGACCAGUUAUAAUCUUGAUGAAGUAUAACAUUUUUAAAACGUGUCAAAUUCCAUUUUAUGAUUCAAAACUUGGUCAUAUCAAAUAAAUUCUUAGUUGAUGAAUAGGUA